This is a messenger RNA of Silurus meridionalis, 1282 nucleotides long. RefSeq lists its product as uncharacterized. Lineage: Eukaryota; Metazoa; Chordata; Actinopteri; Siluriformes; Siluridae. The record is from RefSeq and is a predicted model, not a curated record. The transcript has 5 exons. The coding region runs from base 398 to 1282 and encodes 294 amino acids.
UUUAGUUUCUACUUAAAUAUUCAAGCAUAAUACACUAAAACAAAAAAGUUUGAUGACAGCACUUUAUAAUUUUAAGUAUAUUCUACUAAUUUGUUGGCAUAGUCCAAUGUGCAAAUAAUUUGAAGUACAAUGAGCUUAAAUUGAAAAGUUAUUGAACAGACCACACCUCUUCUUUCCAGUUGUGACAACUGUCUAUUAGUAAUGAGCAGUUGCUCAAGGUAUCAGUGUGUGUGUUUUUCCCUUAUUUGAAGAGCAGCUUGCUCUUACACACAAAUACAUACAGACAUAUAAUACAAAACAAAAACAGUUCAAAACUGAUUUCAGCCACGUACUGAGUCGAAGUUUUCUGUCUUUGUUGCGGUUGUGUGGAUUCAGGCACUGCUGGCGAGGAACUGGAAUGCUUUCACCUGGCCGGCUGCAAGCGGCGUUUUUUUCCAAGAAGAUAGCGGGAACACGUGCGGCUGUUUCACGUGGCUUACCACGGCCUAUUGUAUCUGGUGAACAAAUUCCCAAAUUUCAAGUUGAUGUAGAGUAUAGACUACGCCAAGGUAACCUGCAGUAUCUCAGGGAUGCAUCCUUUCUUAAAGUCACAAAAGAACUAAAGCAUGACAUACUCGAGAAAUUGGCUGAGACCAUGUAUGCAUUUAAAGCAUACCCAACGAAAGAAGAUUUUGAGACUGUUGCUAAGGCUUUAGUGCAAACACACCCAUGCCUUAAAGAAACCGGGUCACCCUCUGGCUGGAACGGUUGGAAGAAUAGCCUUAAGUUCAAAAUGGGUAAUUAUAGAACCAAAAUGCGGCAGCUGGGUCGACUUGAUGUAACUGUCAAUGGUGGCAAGCGAGGAAGUGACACUACAAAUGGCGAGCCUCCCAAGACACAGAUCAAGAAGCCAAAGAAAGGGGAAAUAAAUUUCCUGCCUGAUUUUCCAGAGGGGAUGAAUGACCAGAACAUGGAAGUAGCUCGUGAGGUUCUGGUCAAUGAAAUGAUGAAAACAAAGCCAAAGGAAUCCCUGGUUAAGAAAGAGAUGGAUGUGACGUUUGCUUUUCGCAGAAAGGAAAUUGUCAAAGAGAAGCCUGCCAUCAGCCAGCUUGUGCAUCGUUGGCCAGCUCUUUUUACAGAAAAUCAGGUUUCUUAUGAAUUUGGCAGAGUGGUAGGGAAAAAUCUCAGAGAAAACUUCUUGGAUGCACUUGACCAUUUGUCUCCAAGCCUCAUGGACCUCUGCAAAAAGAAGAAAGGCCUUACUGUUUAUUUUUUCCUAAUCUCUUCUUUUCAUUACUUGUAA